Helianthus annuus (common sunflower) is the source of this 777-nucleotide messenger RNA. RefSeq names its product casparian strip membrane protein 1. The record is from RefSeq and is a predicted model, not a curated record. NCBI's taxonomy places the organism in Eukaryota, Viridiplantae, Streptophyta, Magnoliopsida, Asterales, Asteraceae. The transcript has 3 exons. The coding region runs from base 58 to 633 and encodes 191 amino acids.
CAACAUUUCCUGAGGUUGCAUAGUCCUUUUAACAGUAAAAAGAGCGGAAAACUGAAAAUGAUGAAGGCCACACGAUUGGAAGAGGGCAAUACAUCCAAGGCCCCGGUGCCAAUCCGUUCAAACAAAGGGAUUUCCGUGAUAGAUCUUGUAUUGCGCCUCGUUGGCAUUGCGGGUACUAUGGGUGCCGCCAUUGCCAUGGGAACUAACCAACAAACGCUGCCUUUCUUCACUCGGUUUGUGCAAUUCAGCGCAGAAUAUGACGAUUUUAGAUCUUUCAGGUUGUUUGUGAUCGUGAACGCAAUCGUUUGUGCGUAUUUUGUUCUCACAAUCCCGCUAUCCAUUGUUCAUAUUAUGAGGAGUGUGGCGAGAGGAACCAGAAUACUCUUAAUUAUCAUUGACACGGUCAUGCUAGCUCUUCUAACUGCGGGGGCAUCUGCGGCUGCAUCAAUAGUAUAUCUAGCUCACAACGGAAACAGUUCGACAAACUGGUUACCGGUGUGCCAACAAUAUGGGGACUUUUGUCAAGGUGCAUCCGGUUCACUCAUUGGAUCAUUUGGAGCAAUCGUCGUGUUUAUACUCUUAAUCUUGCUUGGUGCCAUGGCGUUAUCUCGACAAUCAAAAAGCAGGCUUUAAUGUAUACUCAAAUCGUUCGGAGUGGGCUACAACUUUGUGUGAUUUCACCUUGUGUUUCUUGAUUCUUGAUUGAUAUUGUGUGAAAUAUUGGCAUGAAAUGUAAUGAAAAGGUUUAAAGACAUAUAUUUGACAAUUUUUAUACAA